UUGAGUGCCCUAAAACAAGGGCCUCACUUGCUUAACCCUCCAGCCGCCCUUGUUGUAAUCUCCGAAGCGGAUGCUGCAGUUUCAUCUGCCAGUGAAAGUCAACAAAGGAAAUCGUCAGUUUGAGCUUGGUAUCUCUGAAGAUUUUUGUUGACAAGGUAAACUCCAAUCUUUUCCAACCUAAUCGCUUGGACAGUAUAGUUUUGGGUUUGCUUAAUUAGAGACCCAAUUCAUGUUUGGUUGAGCACCUUUAGUACAUUGUGAAUUUGCUGCACAACUAGUCAUCAAGAUUGUUGUCAAUCCCCAACUCAUGCAUGAGAAAAGACCCUUACUUGGAGUUGAAUGGCAAAACAUGGGGAGAUAUCGUUCUGCCAGAUUAAGAAAAAAAUGUAAGCAUUCUUGGGGUACUCUUGAAUCUGUUAAAGAGGCAUUCAAAGGCUUUGACUCUAACACGCACGAAUAUGAGGAACUAGGUAUGAUCAAGCAAGGGAAAGAAUCCUUAAUUCAUGUAGAAUCUUCUAAAGAAACCUCAUGUUUAACGGCUAAUGUCCAUAGCCCAAGAUCAUCUGAUCAUUGUAAUUAUAUGGUAGCAAGUGAUCCUAAAGCCAGGAGAAGCUUACUUGGAGUCCGCAAGCGGAAAACCGGGAGGUAUGGAGCUGUGAUUACAGACCCAAUUAGGCAUAAGAAAGUAUGGUUGGGCACCUUUGAUACCGCUCAAGAGGCUUCCAAGGCUUAUUUGGUGAAGCAAUCUGAAUUUGCACGACUAGCCAAGGUUAAUGGCAAAAGACCCUUAAGCAAAGUCCAAAGGCUAAAAUCAGGAAGGUGUCGUUCUUUGCUGAGAGACCCUAUUAAGAAAAAGGAUGUUUUUUUGGGGAACUUUGAUACUGCUGAAGAUGCUUCCGAGGUUGAUUUCUCUAAGAAGGGCAAGGUAGAGAAACUAGUAAUGAUUAAAGAAGGGAGCAUAUCGAUAACAUGUGAAGAAUCUGAGCUUGAAUCAUCUGCUGUAGCCACAUCUGCAGUGACUGGUAAUCAGAGUUUGAAUCAAACUGACGGGAAUAGUAAUGAAAGAAGCACUUCCUUCAUAAAAAGUCCCUUACUUGUAGUUGAAUGGCAAAAUAUGGGAAGAUAUUAUUCUGUGAGUAAAGACCCUUUUAACAAAAAGAAGAUAUUGGAUACACUUGAAUCUGUUGAAGAGCCCGCCAAAGGCUUUUGCUCGAACGUGCAAGAAAUGGAGAAGUUAGUAAAGGUAAAGCAAGGUAAAGGACCCGUAAUUCAUGAAAAAUCUUCUAGAGAAACCACGUGCUCAAUGGAUAAUGUUCAAGGUGCAAAAUUGUCUGAUGGGUGUGAUACCGUAAGAGACAAUCCUAAUGCCACGAGAAGCUUAAUUGGAGUCCGCAGGCAGAAAACUGGGAGGUAUGGUGCUGUGAUCACAGAUCCAAUCAGGCAUAAGAAGGUAUGGAUCGGCACUUUUGACACUGUUGAAGAAGCUUCGCAAGCUUAUUUCUCCAAGAAUUGUGAGUUCGAGAAAUUAAACCAGGGUAAACAAGGGAACGAACCAAAGAGUUGUGAACAACUUCAGCCUGAAUCAUCUGAUGAGUGUAAUAGUGUAACAAGCAAUCCUAAAGCCAAGAGAAGCUUACUUGGAGUCCGAAGGCAAAAGAACGGGAGGUAUGGUGUUGUGAUUACAGACCCAACUAGGCAUAAGGAAGUAUGGCUGGGCACUUUUGACACCGUUGAAGAAGCUUCAAAAGUUUAUUUCUCCAAGAAGUCAGAGUUUGAGAAACUAAAUCAGGGAAAACAAGGAAAUGAACCAAAGAAUUGUGAACAAUUUGAACCUGAAUCAUCUAGUGGAGCAUUAUCUCCCAUGGCUAACGAUCAAUCCUUAAAUACUGCUGGUGUAAGUAGAAAUGGAGGAAGCAAUUCUCCCAAAACAACACAUUUCAUUGGGGUUCGCAAGAGAGAUUCAGGGAAUUAUAGUUCUGAGAUUACAAUUAGCAAGAAAAGAAUUUGGUUAGGGACUUACGGUACUGCUGAAGAGGCUUCCCAGGCUUAUCAAUCUAAGAAGCUCGAGUUUCAGAAACUACUCAAGGCAAAGCAGCAGUGCAAUAAGCAAAUAUCUAGUGCAAGGGAGAAGCAGGAUGGAAAAAGGAAAUUAGUCAAUGUCAUGCUAGGACAUGAAAUUGUAAAUCAUGAAGAAUUUCAGUCCGAAUCAGCUGGUGGAGCCUCAUCCUCAGGAAUUGAUGUUCCAAUAUCAAAUUCAUCUAAUGAAGGAAGUGACCAGGGGAUUGAUUUUCACAAAAUAAGCCACUCCAUGGGGGUUCAAAAGAGAAAAUCAGGAAAAUAUAUUUCUGAAAUUACAAACCCCAUUAGUAUGGCAAAAAUGUUGUUGGGGACUGUAAGCCCUACUGAAGAAGCUUUCCAUGCUGAUCAGUCUAAGAAAUUCGAUUUUCAGAGCUCAAAGAAUGUUGAGCUGCAAAGCAAUCCAACUGAUUCUAGUGCAGGGGAGAAGCAAGCAGGUCAAGAGGAUGAAGAUUUGUGGAUGGGACAAUGGGUCCAACUUCCAGGUGAUAGGGCUGUCAAAUUUUCUCUCCAACUAGGCUUACCAAUCAUUGAUAACUAUGGAUCUCUUUUAGCCCGGCCAUUUGAGGACUUCUUGAUUCAAAAGAUUAUAAUAGACACCUUCAGAAGGCAAGAGGGAGACGAUCAAUGGGAGCAGCAAUAACAGCAACACCAUCGUAACCACAUCCAACACCACCUUGCCAACUAACUUUAGCGUUUGGAUCAUCUCGAGACUAGGGUGACAGAGAUACAGAAGACAUAGGCACAAAUUAGCAUAAUAAGCUGUGUCAGGUGGAGCUUGAGCAUGCGAUGUUCGAUAUAUUGAGGCAAUUGGUGCUUAGUUAAGGGACAAACAUAGAGCAAUUCCAGGUCCCCACUUAAUAGGCCAUUUGGAGAUGCACCUGCAAGCAGCAUGCAGUGGAACGGAUAACUGGCCGGUAGAACAUGUUGUUUCUCCAGGGUAUGGAUAAGUUUUUGUCCUCUUUAAUUAUGUGGGACUCUUCCAACAUUCAAUUGCCAAGAAUUUAAACUGAAGGAAUUCUGUGUAAAAUUUGCAGUGUAUUGAUUGUUUCAGUCAUUCUUUUCCUGUAAUAACACAAUGCUUUAGGAAUAACAUUAGUCUUCUUUGCACUUUCUGUGUUAGUGUCAUUUUUCUUGUGUAGUUGGAAGAGCGGAAAGGUAUUCUUCCUUCCUGGCUUUGAUUUCUCAGUUUCUACUUCUUCCUUUGAUAUAUAAUGGUGGUGGGUAAAAGAAUGUUUGUCGAUGCAAACAAAUUAGUGUGUUUGAUGGAUAUUGAUAGUUGAUGUUGGCUGCUUUUGCUGCUAGGAGCUUAUUUCUUGAGUAUUUUUAUGACUAUGCUUCCAUCGACCACCCCCUGAAGCUGGCCUGUAAAGAUGUGAUCAAUUUAUCUGUCAAUGAUUUGUUCUUCAUGUAGCUUUGUUCUUAGCCAUCAUCUGAUUCUUGCUUAUCUUCUGAAAUGCUUGGAGCUUUUAAAGCCAUUCCUCUGGUGCUCCUAAAUGAGAGUCAUCCUAAAGAAUGCCAAUGCAUUUGUUUUUUCCUGUUUUCAACUUCUUUACUUUUUGCUGCUCUUGGGUAAUAUUUCGAACUUAGCAUAACAGAGAGGUUCAGUGAAGAGGAGGGAGUGGGAGAAGAAGGGUGGUGUUGAUAAGAUUCAGAAUGAAGUAUGAAAAGGCUUGUAUUCAAUGUUGACGACUUACAUAUAUACGUAUACAUCUUUUGAGUGGGAACAAGAUACCCAUUGUAUCAGCUAUAUUCAUAAAAAAUAUUAUGAGAAAGGUAAUUCAUAUCUGAUUGAAGAUUACAGUAAUAUAUGUUCCUUAGUUAGCUCUAUUAUGCCCGCAAGUUAGGGGGUGUCUCAACAACACCUAACUUGGUAAGUUGUCGCUGGUGACAAGUCUUGGGCAAAACUCGGUGAGAACAUUUGCUAUCUGGUCUGCGAUGUAGACAUGCAUGACAUGAAGCCAAUGUUUUUGCCCUUGUUUACGAGUAAAAUAAAAAACAAUUGGCAAUAUGCUUCAUGUGGCUGCGAAAGACUCUGUUUUGACAUAGGUAAGUGGUACCUAUGUUGUCACAGUAGACUGUAGGAGGUGUAAAGAGGGUCACACGAAGUUCAGAUAGGAGAUCUUGAAUCCAAUUGGAUUCUGCUACCGCCCCAACAACAGCAUGAUAAUUCAGCCUCAGUGGAUGAUCGUGCAACAGUGUGUUGCUUCUUUGGGGACCAACUGAUAGGAUUAGAUCAGAUGAGUAGAAGUAGAGGUUCGAUCAGUAACAUCACCUGCCCUAUCUGCAUCAGGGUAUACAUGAUAUGUAUUAGGAGAGUUACGAUGAAGAAGCACGUUGUGAAGCAUUGUGUGCUUGAGAUAUUCGAGGAGACGCUUCGUUGCUUGCCAGUGGAUGGUGGAAGGUUUGUUCAUGAAUUAUGAGAGUGUUGAGAGCAACUGAUAUCGGAGUGUGUAAAGGAGAGCUAGGGAAGCUUUCUGGUGGCUGCACAGUAUUGUUUCUGAUAACCAUCAUUGGAGGAGAAGAGAAUGGUGUUUUAGCGGCUGAAGUUUGUGUGUCUUCCAUGAAUUAGCAAUGAAGAUACAGUAGUUAAGAAAAAAGGAUCGAAUGGAGUUUACUCUUUUGAGUUUUGGAGGAGCUGUGAUUCCAUAUAAGAUUCAAAAUAAAGUAUGAAAAGGCUUGUAUUCAAUGUUGACUAAUGAUGUGUAUCUACACAGCUUUUGAGUGGGAACAAGAUGCCAUAGUAUCAGCUAUAUUCAUGAAGAAUGCUAUGGUCUUUUCUAACAAGCAGCAGGAUGCUAUAACUGACUCCAUUGAGUCCGUUAUGAACAGUCCACCCUUUUCUCGAUUAUUGCUGAUGCAAUCAUAAAAAGCUAAUUUUUCUAGACCAGAUAAACUUUGAGAAAACGUAAGGUAAUAUCUGAUUGAAGAUUACACUGAUAUAUGUUCCAUAAUUAGCUCUAUCAGGUGUUAGUGAGUGAAAGGAGCUUUUUUGGAAAGACGUAUUGGGGAGAAGUGAUUAGACAGGACAUGGCAUGUCUCCAGCUUACCGGGAUAUAACCCUAGAUAGGGAGAUAUGGAGGUCUAAGAUUAGGGUAGAGGGUAAUUAGUAGGUCGUCGAGUUUAGGACUCUGUAUCUGCUACAUUUGCCUCUUUCAUUCAUCAAAGAUUUCUUACUGGGAGCCACAGGAUAGACUUAUCAACACUUUUUACUGUCUAAUAGUAGUGGAUAUGUCCAAUAAGCUUAUUGCUGAUGCAAAUUGUAGCAACUUUUCUUUAUGUUCUUCACUAUCCACAUAAAAAUGUUAACCUUAACUUUAAAGUAUGUAAAUCACCAGAAAGAUUCCAGAAAAUCUGCUUUAUCGGACAUCUUUCUCUCAUCUGUGUUUUCAUUCCAGGUUCUUUUAUUAUCAUUCAAAUGGCCCGCUCAUCGUAUUCGUCAAUGUGAGAACAUAUGCUGUGUUUACCUGAGAUUGUUAGUUCAGCUGAUUUCCUAUUGAGCAUGAUGGUUAAUUAGUUGAAUUCUUGGAACUGAGAUACGCUGGUGCGCUAGUGUAUGCUUGAACACAAUUGUUUGAUUCCAUGCUGCUUUAGACCCUGUAUGCAUUUUUCUUCUCAUGCUUUAAUCUGAUGCCUACGUUUCCUGAAAUGAUUGCAUGUGGUGCCAAAUUCAGUCUGCUAUCUAUUUGCGCACUCUAAAUUUUUUUG
Nicotiana attenuata is the source of this 5784-nucleotide messenger RNA. RefSeq lists its product as uncharacterized. Gene Ontology annotation, biological process: regulation of DNA-templated transcription. Bases 308 to 2719 code for a protein of 803 amino acids. The transcript is spliced from 2 exons. The record is from RefSeq and is a predicted model, not a curated record. Gene Ontology annotation, molecular function: DNA-binding transcription factor activity; DNA binding. Lineage: Eukaryota; Viridiplantae; Streptophyta; Magnoliopsida; Solanales; Solanaceae.